AUGCCUAACACAAGCCUGCGGCGGCCGCAAAAGGGCUUCCGCCGAGGCGGCAAGUCUGCCUACCAUGGCGCACGAACACGAACAUUCGCCGCUUCCUCGAGAGCUGAGGGCACUUCCGUAGACGAAAGAUGGGAACGCGCCAAGCUGGCGCAGACCAUUGACGAGAAUAUGGGCUUCGGGCGCUACGAGAGCGGCAAAAGAAAAGAGGGCUGGCUAGUCAACGUUCAGCCCACGGCUAUAGAAGAUGAUAAGGCACCUGCCGGACGAGCUGCCCUCGACUGCUACUUCAUUGAGCUAGAUGGCUCAACUUUCAAAGCAACCAUCGAAUACGAGCCCUACUUCCUCAUCGCUGUCAAGCGUGGUUACGAAUCCGAAGUCGAAGAAUGGGUCAAGAGAGUCCCCGGUGACGGCGUCGUAAGGUCGAUGCGGAGGGUUGAAAAGGAGGAUUUAAGCAUGGCCAACCAUUUGCUAGGCUAUCGCCGCACAUACAUCCAGCUCAACUUUGCCAACGUCAACGACUUGUUGGCCGCGAGGAAAGACAUUAUGCCCAUAGCCUUGAAGAACAUGAAGAACAUGAGUGCUAUGGACGCUUACGCCGAAGUUGCCACUACCAACGGAAACGGCAAUUUUGACUUAUUUGACAAUGUUCAAGAAGACAAACGACAUACGAAUAUCUCGCACGCUGACGCUAGCGACUACAUAGUCGACUUGCGCGAGUAUGAUGUCCCCUAUCACGUACGAGUAAUGAUAAAUCUAGAUAUUCGGGUUGGAAAGUGGUAUUUCGUCGAUGUGAAGCACGGCGUCACAAAGAUCAUUCCCAACGAGGAGAGAUCAUUGCCCGCAGACCCUGUUGUUCUUGCCUUCGAUAUCGAAACGACCAAACUUCCGCUGAAGUUCCCCGACGCUACGAUUGAUCAAGUCAUGAUGAUUUCAUACAUAGUUGACGGCCAAGGAUUUCUCAUCACAAACCGCGAAAUCAUAUCGGAAGACAUUGGUGACUUUGACUACACUCCGAAGCCAGAAUAUCCUGGACCGUUUAUGAUUUUCAACGAACCCGACGAAAAGGCGACUCUGGAACGGUUCUUUCUUCACAUCAAGGAAGCCCGGCCCACUGUUAUUGCAACCUACAACGGUGACUUCUUCGAUUGGCCAUUUGUCGAAGCCAGAGCUAGCGUCAAUGGCAUUGACAUGUACCAUGAAAUUGGCUGGAAAAAGGGCACUGACGACCAAUACAAGUGCAGUUACGGUGUCCACAUGGACUGCUUCCACUGGGUCAACCGGGACUCCUAUCUCCCCCAGGGUUCCCGUGGUUUGAAGGCAGUCACGGUUGCAAAACUUGGCUACGACCCUGAUGAGCUUGACCCCGAACUUAUGACGCCAUAUGCUAGGGAACGACCCCAGACACUUGCCGAAUACUCAGUCUCCGAUGCCGUGGCCACAUACUACCUGUACAUGAAGUACGUGCACCCAUUCAUUUUCUCCCUUUGCACCAUUUUGCCUCUUGGUGGCGAUGAUACCCUGCGAAAAGGAACCGGAACGCUUUGCGAAAUGCUUCUCAUGGUACAAGCAUACCAGAGAGAGAUUGUACUGCCGAACAAACAUAUCGCACCCAGGGAAGCGUUCUGGGAUGGCCACUUGCUUGACUCGGAGACAUAUGUUGGCGGCCACGUUGAGAGUAUAGAGGCCGGUGUCUUCCGUGCUGAUAUUCCUGUCGAUUUCACUGUUGACACGGGCGCAGUUGACGAGCUAAUCAGGGAUAUUGAUGCAGCUCUGGAAUUUGUCAUUACUGUCGAAGAGAAGAAGUCCCUUGAUGACGUUGAAAACUACGAUGAAGUCAAAGCACAAAUUCUGGGAAAGCUCAAUCUCUUCAAAGAGACACCCAAUCGACACGAACGGCCCCUCAUCUACCAUCUCGACGUCGCUUCUAUGUAUCCUAACAUCAUGACAACGAAUCGUCUGCAACCUGACUCCAUGGUCAAGGAGUCUGAUUGUGCUGCAUGCGAUUUUAAUCGGCCCGGUAAGACUUGCGACAGACGACUGCCUUGGGCAUGGCGGGGAGAAUACCUGCCUGCCAAGCGCGACGAGUACAACAUGAUCAGGCAUACGUUAGAGAAUGAGAAAUUUCCGGGGCUAUACCCUAAUUCACCAAUGCGGACAUUCCUGGAUCUUUCAGCAGAUGAGCAGGCCAACCUUGUCAGAAAACGACUGCAGAUAUUCUCUCAAAAAGUUUACCACAAGAUCCACGAUUCUACGACAACUGUACGAGAGGCUAUCGUUUGCCAGAGAGAGAACCCGUUCUACAUCAACACUGUCCGUGAUUUCCGCGAUCGACGAUACGACUACAAGGGCAAGGCAAAGGUGUGGAAAGGAAAGACUGAUACGCUGAAAGCUUCCGGCGCAUCGGCGAGUGAAAUCGAAGCUGCAAAGAAGAUGACUAUUGUGUACGACUCGCUACAGCUUGCGCACAAGGUUAUUUUGAACUCAUUUUAUGGCUAUGUCAUGAGAAAAGGUUCUCGCUGGUACUCGUUGGAAAUGGCUGGUGUGACUUGUUUGACUGGAGCCACAAUUAUUCAACUCGCCAGAAAACUCGUUGAGCGCCUCGGGCGACCUCUGGAACUGGAUACCGAUGGUAUCUGGUGCAUGCUUCCCGCUACCUUUCCUGAAAACUUUGCCUUCAAGCUCAAGAAUGGCAAGAAGCUUAACAUUUCAUACCCUUGUGUAAUGUUGAAUCAUUUGGUACACGACAAGUUCACCAAUCACCAAUAUCAAACCCUUACCGAUGAGAAGACUUUCAAGUACAAGACUCACAGCGACAACUCCAUUUUUUUCGAAGUCGAUGGUCCCUACAGGGCCAUGGUUCUGCCCACUUCGAAAGAGGAGGAUAAGAACUUGAAGAAGCGUUAUGCUGUCUUCAACGACGACGGUAGCCUUGCUGAAUUGAAAGGUUUCGAGGUCAAGAGACGCGGUGAGCUGAAGCUCAUCAAGAUUUUUCAGCAACAAAUCUUCAAGUUCUUUCUCGAAGGUGAAGAUCUGACACAGUGCUACACAGCAGUGGCUAAGGUGGCCAACAGAUGGCUGGAUGUUUUGCACAGCAAAGGGUCGACUUUGGCUGACGAAGAGCUGAUGGAACUGAUUUCCGAGAAUCGAAACAUGUCAAAAACCCUGGAGGAAUAUGGAAGUCAAAAAUCAACAAGUAUCACCACUGCAAAGCGUCUGGCCGAUUUCCUGGGACCGCAGAUGGUCAAGGACAGGGGAUUGAACUGCAAAUUCAUUAUCUGCUCCCGGCCCAGGAAUGCUCCCGUCACUGAAAGAGCUAUUCCGGUCGCUAUUUUUUCCGCGGAAGAAUCUGUCAAGCGGACGUAUCUGAAGAAAUGGCUAAAGGAGGAACCCGCUGAUACAGAUCCUCGUGCCCUCUUGGACUGGGAUUACUACCUUGAGCGACUGGGGUCUGUUAUCCAGAAGCUCAUCACCAUUCCGGCCGCGCUGCAAGAGAUUCGCAAUCCUGUUCCGCGUGUGGCUCACCCCGACUGGCUUCAACGAAGAAUCAACGUCAAGAAUGACAAGUUGAAGCAAAGGAAGCUCAUGGAUUUAGUCCAUAAAGAGCCAGUUGGCGACAUCACCAACCUCAACGGCUCUCGCAUGGAUGACAUGGAAGACUACGGUGCCGUAUUGCUAAAGCCAGAACCAGUCAAUGCGGCGAUAGCUGCCUCGCAGCCAGCUCCCACUUCACAGAAGCGCAAGUCACUGGAACCCGUUGAGAGUACUGAUCCGAUGGCAGCCCUCCCAAAGACUAUGCCUGGCCCAUCAGAGGACUACAUCGGUUUUCUGGACUACCAGAAGAAGAAAUGGAAGUUUCAGAGGCAAGCACGCGUCCGUCGUCGCCAGCUGUUCGGCGAGAGAAGAGGGAAUGCCGGAAGCAAUCUUCAGCAGACUUUUAUGAAGCAAGCGCACAUGACUUUCAUGAACACAUGGCAGCUGCUUCAGCUUCGCGCGACAGACAUUCCUGGUAUCGUGACAGCUUUCGUCCUGAUCGAUGCCAAGAUUCAUACCCUCAAGGUCCGCGUUCCCCGACAAGUUUUCCUGAGCCUGCGCAGCAAGGACCUUCCCGACCUCGAGAUCGACGGAUGUGAGGUUCAGAAAUGCAACCACACCUUGCCCAACGGCCACCCGUCUACUCAUUUGCUCAAACUUACGGUUCUUGAAGACAUAUACUACAAUGAGGCAGCUAAAUUCUCUCUCUUGUUUAACCACCCCAGUGUUGACGGUGUCUACGAGAAGCAAAUUCCUCUCAACAUUCGCGCUGUACUUCGUCUAGGCAACAUGUGCACGAUUGAUGAGGAGCAAAUUGCAGUUCUAGGAAAAGGUCUGGAGCAUGGCUUUGAUCUUGUGGGCCUCAAACGACCUGCCAAAGCGAAAACAUAUCUUGACUCAUCACCGUUGGCCUACAUCUAUGUCUCUCACAUCGCUGCCGGCGAUCGCCAGAUCUUUGGCAUUUUCUCGAGUACCUCGGACAAGGCCAAUGUUGUCAUCCUGCAGAAGAAUCGCGACUCUGGACAAGACCUGCCCAACAUCACGCGCAUAUACUCCGAAAUGCUCAUGAGGCGAGCAGAAGAGGCUGCGACCACCAACUGGCAGGACUGCUUUGCAUACCAGGAAAAGGUCACUUUCAAGGUUACGCAGGUGACGACGAGACGCAAGGCUCAUCUUGAAAUUGGGGACGUCAUUAAGCAGAUGCGCAGGGAUGAGCAUCGUCCGCAGAUGCUAGUCAUUCAGUCUUCGCAGCGCAACUUGCUGGUACAUGACGUUCCUGUAAUGGGGGAGUUUCCCAUUCUGCCUCUCAAGUACGAUGUGUUGGACAGCUCGUUGCCUCCACUGGGCUGGCAAGCUGUCGUCGCCAGACGUCUGGUGGGACACUACCUUUGUCUUGGCUCUUGGAUCCUGCAUUUCACGGCUCUCGCUCGCUAUGGCGAUGUCCCGCUUUGCAACUUGGAACGCGAUGAUCCUCGCUACUUGAUUGACAUUGCCUACGCCAGGCGUCUACAAGCGAACAAGAUCGUGCUGUGGUGGUCGCCUGGUCCUCGUCCCGACCAUGCAGGUCUUGAAAAUGAUGAUUUGACUGGACCUCUUGAGGUAGUCAAAACGCCAAACGUCAACAAUCCCGGCACUUACUCGUCCGUGUGUAUCGAUUUGGAUGUUCGCAACCUCACAAUCAAUACCAUUUUGACUUCAUCGUUGGUCAAUGACCUCGAGGGUACUGAUUCAGUGUCGUUCAAUCCUUCUGCGGGUGGUUCGGACAGCUUCGCAUCUGACAAUGCGUUUUCCAAUGCAGGUGUCCUGGUUUUGCGUGAAAUGGUCAAGGCCUGGUGGACUGAAGCCUGCCAAGGUAGUGCCAUGGCAGACAUACUGGUCCAACAUUUGGUCCGCUGGGUCGAGAAUCCGGACUCCUUCAUGUACGACCGCGCUCUACACUACUACGUGCAGAUGAUGUCCAAAAAGGCAUUCCAGCAACUCAUGGAAGAUUUUCGUCGCGUCGGCUCCCAGGUCGUGUUUGCUAGUGCAAACCGGCUCAUUCUGCAGACAACCAGAGCCGAAGUUGGGAAUGCAUUCGCGUACAGUCAAUACAUUAUCAAGUCCAUCAAGAGCAAGCCACUGUUUCACUUUAUCGACUUGGAGAUUAAGGAAUACUGGGACUACCUGGUAUGGUACGACGAGUUCAACUUUGGAGGCAAGGCAUGCCAAGAGGUUGUCGAGGCUGAUGAGCAACCCUUGCAGACAAUCAUGCACUGGCAAAUGGCCGCAUUUCUGCCAAAGCGCUUGGAGCCCAGCUUCCAGCAAUGGGUUGUUGAAUUUAUUCAACUUAUGCAUGGUCUAAAGCGCCAGGUGACGAAUGAUCCAGACUCGACACCUCGACUAACACAACUGCCAUACCGCAACAUUGAAAAGGAAGAGGGUCAGAUCAUCCUUGGUAAAAGCUUUGAAAGGCCAUUGAAGAAGGCCAUAUCGGGACUAAUCGCCCAGCAGAAGCGAGAGCUGCUGCACCCAGAGCUUGCGGGAGAUUUCUCGUUCCCCGACUUACCAGGCACUCACUUACACCCGCGUAACGCCAUCCUCGAACUCGUCAAAUGCCUCAUGCAAAUUCUUUCGCUCGACAAGAACAUUACUCUCGAGGCGCGCCUGUUGCGCAAAGAACUUCUUGCCUUUUUUGACGUGCGCGAGUUCUCCAAGGAGGGUACCUUUACCAAUCCAUCCGAGAGUCUGAAGCUGCCGCAGCUCUCGUGUGACAGCUGCACCAUGGCGCGGGACCUCGACUUUUGCCGCGACGAGGAACUGCUCAGUGCCGGCGCCGGAUGGCACUGUCCCUUUUGCGGCGCCGAGUACGAUCGCGUGGCCAUUGAGGAGCGACUUCUGGCCAUGGUCGAGAGCUGGACGGUCGAGUGGACCCUGCAGGACCUCAAGUGCGCGCGCUGCGGCGCGCUGCGCAUGAAUGAGUAUAUGGAGCACUGCACCUGCAGCGGGAAAUGGAGGGAGACGGUGUCGAGGGAGGAGAUUGGCCGCAAGCUGGAUGUCAUGCGCCGCGUGGCCAGAUUUUACGGCCUGCGGAUGCUGUCGGACGUUGCUGGGCGUUUCGGCGAGGCCAUGUAG
Molecule: messenger RNA, 6642 nt
Organism: Cordyceps militaris CM01
Lineage: Eukaryota; Fungi; Ascomycota; Sordariomycetes; Hypocreales; Cordycipitaceae
Product: DNA polymerase epsilon
Exons: 3
Coding region: 1-6642 (2213 amino acids)
Biological process (GO): leading strand elongation; DNA replication proofreading; mitotic cell cycle
Cellular component (GO): nucleus; epsilon DNA polymerase complex
Molecular function (GO): nucleotide binding; zinc ion binding; DNA binding
Source: RefSeq, a predicted model, not a curated record